Molecule: messenger RNA, 5452 nt
Organism: Sinocyclocheilus anshuiensis
Lineage: Eukaryota; Metazoa; Chordata; Actinopteri; Cypriniformes; Cyprinidae
Product: collagen alpha-2(XI) chain-like
Exons: 63
Coding region: 275-5452 (1725 amino acids)
Cellular component (GO): extracellular matrix
Molecular function (GO): extracellular matrix structural constituent
Source: RefSeq, a predicted model, not a curated record
UUCUGUUCACUCAGACUCAAUGGGGCUCUAGCAUUAGGGGUUUCAAGCUGUAAAACUACAUAUUUAUUACCCGUUCCCUUCUUUCUAUUUACGUUUUGUACAUAAAAAAGAUAACUUAUUGAAGAAGAAAGUUGGUGUGCGUUUCAAGACGUCUCUUUAGACGCACCAAGUUUGUUAGAGGCCAAGUCGAAGUUGAUGUCGAAAGAACGAAAAGGCUAAUUUGAAACUGUCCUGCCUUGUAGUCCAACCAAAUCGGUCAGAAAACUUGGGAACUAUGGAUAUUCGGAAGAAGCGGAGGCCGUGGUGCAUUGAGACCUCGUUCUUGCUCCUCCUGUGCCUUACUCUGGCACAAGCAGAUCCGAUAGAUGUUUUGCGGGUGCUGCAGUUGCCUUCCCUCCCUGAAGGUGUGCAGAAGGUCCCGGGUUUCUGCACCUCUCGCCGGUCCGGCACUCCUGAUCAUGCCUACCGCAUCACUAAGAAAGCCCAGAUCUCUGCCCCCACCAAACAACUAUUCUCAAGACGUUUCCCGGAGAACUUCUCCAUCAUGACUCUGGUAAAGGCCAAGGCUGGUCUUCAGGCCUUCCUGCUGUCCAUCUAUAAUGAGCAGGGUGUCCAGCAGCUCGGUCUAGAGUUGGGACGCUCGCCCAUCUUCCUGUAUGAGGACCAGAAUCGCAAACCCGCCCCAGAGGACUACCCACUGUUUAAAGCGGUCAACCUGGCUGACGGCAAGUGGCACCGCAUUGCCAUUUCUGUGCAGAAGAAGAACAUCACUCUGAUCCUUGACUGCAAGAAUCGUAUUACAAAAACUCUGGCACGUAGCAACAACCCAGUCUUGGACACCAAGGGCAUCACUGUCUUUGGAGCCCGUCUUCUGGAUGAGGAGGUCUUCCAGGGUGAGAUCCAGCAGCUGCUGAUCGCAUCCAAUCCUCAGGCCGCUUAUGACUUCUGCGAGCACUAUAGCCCCGACUGUGACUCCCCUCUGCCCAAAGUCCAGUCCCAGGACCCAAACAGCUUUGACGUAGAUCCUGCUUACUCAGAGGCUGACCACACCCCCACAGAGACCGAUUAUUAUUACACAGUAGAAGAAGAGGCGAGCCCACAGCCAGAGAGUGAUCUGACUGGAUAUGAAGAAACCAUUAACCAGGUUGACGAGACUGUUGGCGCUGAGGAAGUAGAUGCGACCAAGACAGGUGGUGAAGGGGUGUCUCAAACGCCAGACGAGCCCUUCACUGAGGAGUACAUUACAAGCGACUUUGGAACAAAGGAGUAUGACUAUUCCUACAGGGACUACAAUGAGCCCAUCAUCGAAAGCAAGACGGAAGACACCUUUGGCCCUGCCCUGUCCGCUGUGACAGAUGAGGGAGGUGCCUCCGUGCGAGCCCAGAAGGGAGAGAAGGGAGAGCCUGCUGUCCUUGAACCUGGCAUGUUGAUUGAAGGACCACCUGGACCAGAAGGACCAGCAGGUCUCCCUGGCUCCGCUGGCCCCCAGGGACCCCCUGGUUCUGUUGGGGAUCCUGGUGAGAGGGGUCCUUCCGGUAAAGCUGGUCUACCUGGAGCGGACGGGGUCCCAGGACCUCCUGGAACUUCUGUCAUGCUUCCUUUCCGUUUCGGACAGAGUGCUGGCGAAAAAGGGCCCAUUGCCUCGGCACAGGAGGCCCAAGCUCAAGCCAUCCUGUCUCAGGCUCGGCUGGCUAUGAAAGGCCCACCAGGGCCAAUGGGUCUCACCGGCCGUCCAGGACCUACGGGAACACCUGGAAGUCCUGGCUUAAGGGGAGAAAGUGGGGACCAUGGUCCUCAGGGCCCCAGAGGUCCUCAUGGAUUGUCUGGUCCUCCUGGUAAAUCUGGUCGGAGGGGUCGGGCUGGUGCUGAUGGAGCCAGAGGGAUGCCAGGAGAGCCUGGAAUUAAGGGCGACCGUGGCUUUGAUGGCCUUCCUGGUUUGCCUGGUGACAAGGGUUAUCGUGGUCAAACUGGAGGAAUGGGACCCACAGGACCCCCUGGAGAGGACGGAGAAAGGGGAGACGAUGGAGACAUUGGACCUAGAGGUCUUCCCGGCGAACCGGGGCCCCGUGGGUUGCUGGGGCCUAAAGGGCCUUCUGGUCUUCCUGGACCUCCUGGUGUUCGUGGAAAUGAUGGUCCACAUGGUCCAAAAGGAAGCUUGGGGCCUCAAGGAGAGCCUGGUCCUCCAGGACAGCAGGGGGCUCCAGGAACACAGGGAAUGGCAGGUCCACAGGGUGCUAUUGGACCACCAGGAGAGAAAGGGCCCACAGGAAAGCCUGGUCUACCAGGAAUGCCCGGAGGUGACGGUCCUCCAGGUCAUCCCGGAAAGGAAGGCCCCACUGGAACCAAAGGAAAUCAGGGUCCUAAUGGUCCUCAGGGGUCUAUUGGCUAUCCUGGCCCUCGGGGAAUUAAGGGAGCUCAAGGUAUCCGUGGACUGAAGGGCCAUAAGGGAGAGAAGGGAGAGGACGGAUUCCCUGGAAUCAAAGGAGACUUUGGUGUGAAGGGAGAGAGGGGAGAGGUGGGAGUGCCUGGCCCAAGAGGAGAGGAUGGUCCUGAGGGGCCGAAGGGUCGUGUCGGCCCUCCUGGUGAAAUUGGUCCUAUCGGCCUGGUGGGAGAGAAGGGUAAACUUGGUGUGCCUGGACUUCCUGGAUAUCCCGGAAGGCAAGGAAUUAAGGGCUCCCUGGGUUUCCCAGGAUUCCCUGGUGCAAAUGGCGAGAAAGGCGCGAGGGGUUUGAUUGGAAAAACUGGACCAAGAGGACAGAGAGGGCCGACAGGUCCCAGAGGGCAGAGAGGACCCCGUGGGGCAACUGGAAAAUCAGGUGCUAAGGGCGGAUCUGGCAGUGAUGGGCCUUCUGGACCACCUGGGGAGAGAGGACUAACUGGACUUCAAGGUCCAAAUGGAUUCCCUGGGCCGAAGGGACCUCCUGGACCUCCAGGGAAAGAUGGACUGCCUGGACACCCUGGACAGAGAGGCGAAGUUGGUUUCCAAGGCAAAACUGGACCACCUGGGCCACCGGGAGUUGUUGGACCACAGGGUCCCUCUGGUGAGACUGGACCGAUGGGUGAGCGUGGUCACUCAGGACCCCCAGGACCACCCGGUGAGCAAGGUCUUUCUGGGCCGUCUGGUAAAGAGGGAACCAAAGGAGAUCCCGGUCCCUCCGGUGGCCCCGGUAAAGACGGACCCCCUGGACUGAGAGGAUUCCCAGGAGAGAGAGGACUGCCAGGAACUCCAGGCACUGGAGGACUGAAAGGAAAUGAAGGCCCUGCUGGACCACCCGGGCCUGCUGGAUCACCUGGGGAGAGAGGAGCAGCUGGCACCGCAGGUACUGUCGGCCCACCUGGACGACCUGGACCUCAGGGGCCCCCUGGAGCUGCGGGAGAGAAGGGAGUGCCAGGAGAGAAAGGUCCAAUUGGUCCAGCUGGUCGCGACGGCAUCCAAGGCCCAGUUGGUCUCCCUGGCCCUGCUGGACCUCCAGGUACUGCUGGAGAGGAUGGAGACAAGGGUGAGGUUGGAGAGCCAGGACAAAAGGGAGCUAAAGGAUCCAAGGGAGAACAUGGUCCUCCUGGUCCACUUGGGCCAAUGGGUCCUGUUGGACAGCCUGGUGCAGCUGGUGCUGAUGGUGAGACAGGUGCUAGAGGUCAACAGGGACCAUUUGGCGCUAAGGGAGAUGAUGGGACAAGAGGGUUCCCAGGUCCUCCAGGCCCCAUCGGACUGCAGGGUUUGCCAGGCCCAGCUGGAGAAAAAGGAGAGACGGGAGAUGUUGGUCCAAUGGGUCCUCCUGGUCCCCCAGGUCCACGUGGUCCAGCUGGUCCUAAUGGUGCUGAUGGUCCUCAAGGUCCUCCAGGAGGUUUGGGUAAUCCAGGUCCCAUAGGAGAGAAGGGUGAGCCUGGUGAAUCCGGACCACCUGGUCUUGGUGGAGAGCCAGGAAAAAUGGGCCCGAGAGGAGAACGUGGUGAGAAGGGAGAGGCUGGGCAGCCGGGCACCUCUGGUCCUGCUGGUGGAAAAGGACCCCAUGGAGAUGACGGACCCAAAGGAAACCCUGGUCCUGUUGGUUUCCCUGGUGAUCCCGGUCCCCCAGGUGAAGUUGGACCACGAGGCCAAGAUGGAGCAAAGGGUGAAAGAGGAGAGGAUGGAGAACAAGGAGAAGCUGGUUCACCUGGACCAACCGGUGAGAACGGACCACCUGGACCUCCAGGAAAGAGAGGUCCUCCAGGCACAAGGGGACCGGAGGGUCGUCAGGGAGAGAAGGGAAGCAAGGGGGAUUCAGGUGCCCUUGGCCCUCCAGGAAAGACAGGCCCUGUGGGGCCACAGGGUCAACCAGGAAAACCAGGAACUGAGGGUCUAAGAGGGUUGCCUGGAACAGUGGGUGAGCAAGGUGCUCCAGGUGCUGCUGGCCAGAAGGGACCUCCUGGUCCAAUGGGUCCUCCAGGUUUGGCAGGGCUUCGUGGUGACCCCGGUGCUAAGGGUGAGAAGGGACAUCCAGGUAUGCUUGGUCUGAUUGGGCCCCCAGGAGAACAAGGAGAGAAGGGAGACCGAGGCAUGCCUGGACCACAGGGAUCUUCAGGACCCAAGGGAGAAACGGGUAUGUCUGGAGGAACUGGUCCUCUUGGUCCUGCAGGUCCUGCUGGUAUGCCUGGUCCGAGGGGUAUCAAAGGAGCUAAAGGUGCCACUGGCGGAGGUGGUCCUAAAGGAGAAAAGGGUGUACAAGGACCACCAGGACCACCUGGACCCCCUGGAGAUGUCAUCCAGCCGCUGCCCUUUCAGAUCCCUAAGAAGUCCAAGCGCUCCGUCGACGGCAGUAAGAUGCUCUCUGAGACUGACACUGAGGCUGCCGACGGCACGGGCGCAGAGUUCCUGACCGGUAAUGAAGGAAUGGAGGAGAUCUUCGGCUCGCUCAAUUCCCUGCGCCAGGAGAUCGAGAGCAUGCGCUUCCCGCUGGGAACACAGGAAAGCCCGGCCCGCACCUGCCAGGACCUCCACCUCAGCCAACCAGAUCUGAAAGACGGCGAGUACUGGAUUGAUCCAAAUCAAGGCUGCGCUCGGGACUCGUUCAAGGUUUACUGUAACUUCACUGCCGGAGGAGAGACGUGCUUGUAUCCCAGCAAAGCUGUGGAAAAUGUGAAGAUGAACACUUGGCCAAAGGAGAAGCCUGGGUCCUGGUUUAGUCAGUUUGCAAAGGGCAGCAAGUUUUCAUAUGUUGACUGGAGUGGAGAGCCCGUGGGUGUUGUCCAGCUGGGAUUCCUGCGGUUGCUCAGCAUUCAGGCUCGUCAAAACCUGACCUACCACUGCCAGCGAUCAGUGGCCUGGGCGGACCUCACUGCCAACAGCGGCUACCAGAGGGCGCUACACUUCCAGGGUGCCAACGAUGAAGAGCUCAGCUACGAGACCAGCCCCUACAUCAAAGCCCUCGUCGACGGCUGCUCUGUAAGUUACCUCAUCCUGAUUAAAAACUAA